Molecule: messenger RNA, 3259 nt
Organism: Sceloporus undulatus (fence lizard)
Lineage: Eukaryota; Metazoa; Chordata; Lepidosauria; Squamata; Phrynosomatidae
Gene: ZNF385D
Product: zinc finger protein 385D
Exons: 12
Coding region: 408-2018 (536 amino acids)
Cellular component (GO): nucleus
Molecular function (GO): nucleic acid binding; zinc ion binding
Source: RefSeq, a predicted model, not a curated record
UCCGCUUGGCAAGGCAGCCUUGCUCCAGUCUGGCUCCCCUUCGGAGCUGGAGGCAGCAAGGAAGGAGAGGAGGAUGCCCCGCCAAGAGCCUCUGCUCCGGCUGCAGGAAGAGCAGCGCUGCUAGCCUCCUCCGGCCGCUCUCCCCCGGACUCUCCCCCAGCCUCCGCUUCGGGUUUCCCUCCCGAAGGAUGAGCAGCUCAGCCCCCGAAGAAGCCCCAGGGAGACGCCGCCCGGAGGAGCAGGAAACAAAUACUGUGUUUGGAAAGCUUGGAAGAUAAGUGGAUGCACCUUGAGACCACAAUUUCUUCAGAGGAUGGAAGCUUACCACUAAAUCCUUAAUUAAGCAGAGAGUCAGCUGCCAGAUACAAUAAACAGCUUCUGAUAUGAAUUUGGUGUGAUGGUAUAGAAUGCUUGAUUCUGCUUUCAACGUCGCAUGGAUUUUUAGUGUCCCAAAAGCAUAUAACUUAGAAAUCAUGAAGAAGCCCUGGAGUCCUAGUUCAUCCCAAGACAAUGUUCCCUAUGCUGCAGAUUUCACUUGUUUGCAUGAAAGAGAAGGUGAGGCAGAAUUAACACCUGAUGCCAAUGAAGAAAAAAAAGAAAGGGAGAAGAAACAUGUCAGUUUUACUUUAUGCAAUGUGUGCAACAUUCAGCUGAACUCUCCUGCUCAAGCUCAGAUCCACUAUAAUGGGAAAUCACACCAGAAAAGAUUAAAACAGCUCAGCAAUGGGAAUCUAAAAAAUGACCAUGGAGGUACAUGCCAGAGCCCUGCCCUUCCAGCCCUGGUACGUCCUCCAGCUCCACCUUUACAGCCAUCGCUGGAUAUCAAGCCGUUUCUUCCAUUCCCUCUGGACACUGCAGCAGCUGUCAAUCUCUUCCCCAACUUCAAUGCAUUUCAGAACAAGAACAUGCACAUCUCUUGGCCACAGUUCUGCAACUCAGUUAUAUCCAAAAAAAUGCCAGGGCUGGCUCUGGGUAGAGAAGAUUCAAAAGAGAUGGACCCAAUUCAAAAAGCUGUAAUAAAUCAUACAUUUGGGGUACCUCUUCCUCACAGAAGAAAGCAAAUCAUAUCGUGCAACAUCUGCCAAUUAAGAUUUAAUUCAGAUAGCCAGGCUGCGGCCCACUACAAAGGCACUAAACAUGCCAAGAAGCUCAAAGCACUGGAAGCCAUGAAAAAUAAGCAGAAAUCUGUAACUACCAAGGACAGCGCAAAGACUACCUUCACUUCCAUCACUACCAAUACCAUCAAUACCAGCUCUGACAAAACAGCAGACACAACAACAGAGGCACCAGCAAUAUCAACAACCACAAUGGUUGAAAUUCGGAAGAGCAGUGUCAUAACAACUGAAAUCACCUCUAAAGUAGAGAAACUCCCCACAACAGCCACUAGCAGCAACACAUGCUCCUUGGGAGAGACAGAGGAAGAGAAGGCCAAGCGGCUCCUUUAUUGUUCACUAUGCAAAGUUGCUGUCAACUCAGCCUCGCAACUGGAGGCACACAACAGUGGCACAAAGCACAAAACUAUGCUAGAAGCUCGAAAUGGAAGUGGAACAAUCAAAGCCUUUCCCAGGGCAGGAGUCAAAGGGAAAGGACCCAUUAAUAAAGGAAAUACAGGACUUCAGAACAAAACAUUUCACUGUGAAAUUUGUGAUGUGCACGUAAACUCAGAGACACAACUUAAACAGCACAUAAGCAGUAGAAGGCACAAAGACAGAGCUGCUGGGAAGCCCCCGAAACCCAAAUAUAGUCCUUACAACAAACUCCAGAAGGGAACGCACCCGCUUGGCGUAAAACUUGUAUUUACAAAGGAACCUUCAAAACCAAUGGCUCCACGGAUCCUACCUAACCCAUUGGCAGCUGCUGCAGCAGCUGCUGCUGUGGCUGUAAAUUCUCCCUUCAGCCUUCGAACCGCCCCACCAGCAACCCUCUUUCAGACUUCAGCACUUCCUCCGGCUCUUCUUCGACCAGCCCCUGGGCCUAUACGGACCACCCACACGCCUGUCCUCUUUGCCCCAUAUUGAACUCAACAGAGGAAUUAAUUGUACUGCAAUAAUUUUUCAGAGCAAGAGCAAAACAAGAACAAUGAACUAUGCAGUGUUAAUUUAUAGUUUAAAGUUUUAAAAAAUAUAUAUGUAUAAAUAUAUAUAUAUGUGUGUUAAAAAAAUAUGAAGUGCUAGGACUUUUGAUAAGAGCACUGAACAAAUUCUAAAGAGGGGAAAGAGUCAGCAUUUUCUCCAGAUGAGUCAUCCUCUUGAAUACUGACAAUUUUAGCAGAGAUUCUGCAACAUUGGUUCAUAGUUAUAUAAAUAUAUACAUAUAUAUAUUAAAAAUGUACAAAAUCAUUUUGACUGUGCUUUUUGGCACAUAUCUCCCUUGCAAUGGCAUUCUUGCUUAAGAAACAACUAAACGGAAUUGUCUAAAGGGCAUUAGCUGGCUACAGUGUACAUAAAAUACUUAAUUCUGUAGAAUAAAAGGAGGGGGGAUCAAACACUGUGAAUAGUAGUAACUCUUACCGAUGGUCCUGCCAAGACAGCAUUUCCUGGGUAUUUAUCUGAGUAAAACGUAGAUGCAAUAGAUGUCUUGUUAAACACUAGUAUUGUGUCUCUAUGUAUGCCACCAGAUUCAUGAAUGAAGGAGACAUUAAUCCAUCAUCUCUCUUUGAUAAGCCACCACAAUGAUCAUAAGUUUAGAUAGCCUUCUGGGCAAAUUUACCCUGAGAAUAAGUCUUGAUUAUUCACAGCCGGGCCUAUGUCUGAAUAAAGGUGCAUAAAGCUGCAGUAUUAGUCUCUGUCCAGUUUUAAAAUGAUGUGAACAGUGACAUUUUGGAACUUUGGAAGAGAAAUUAAGAGAGGAAUAAUCUCAUUGCAAGUACUAAGAACUUAGAAACAGAGCCAAAAGAGUAGCAGUUUUCUCUGUGCCUUAUCACAUGCAGUCAUAGCAAUCUCUUUCCUGGGAGACAGCUGUACAAGCGUGCUUUUUGUCAAAUGUACUUUCCCAGCUAGAAAAAGGAUGUGCUUUGAAAACCAUCUCCCAAGGAAAGAGAACUGAAGUAAUACAAUGUUAUGAGGUAAGGCACAGAGGAAGUCACUACUCUUGCUCUGUUUUCAUUUUGUUUUCUCACAUGAUAAGGCUCUAAAUGAGCAGCACUGGAACUGAAUAGAACAAGGUGGCAUUUUUGGGAAUAUAAAUCCCAGAAUCCACUGAUGGAGUCAGGAAUUGUACAGUGGACCCUUUCCAUUUGCAGGGGUUCGGGUCUGGGAGC